Microthlaspi erraticum is the source of this 366-nucleotide messenger RNA. NCBI's taxonomy places the organism in Eukaryota, Viridiplantae, Streptophyta, Magnoliopsida, Brassicales, Brassicaceae. The record is from the annotation of a GenBank genome assembly.
AUGCCUAAGAUUGUUGAGGCAAGUCUUGUUGUCGUAAUAAUCAUCCCGGGACGAUUCUGGGUUAUAUUACUUGAGUCAAGCGUCUCCGUUUAUGUUUAUCUUCAACUUCAAAGGAGGUGUAUCCUGCUGUCCCAUCCCCUUCCCAGUAGACCGUGCCCCUGCUGGAACGAACCAAGCUCGGUUCCUGAAUGUGUGUUAUCGAGUCUUGAAACUCUCGAAUGUAUCAUAUAUGAAGGAACUGAAGAAGAGAAAGAGCUUGUAGCAUUCAUCUUAAGAAACGGAAGCUGUUUAAAGAAGGUAACCAUCUCCUCCAAUCCUACCGAUCCUAACAGAAAACUUGAGAUGCUCAAGGAAUUGUCUAUCUGA